UCCUCUUUUUCUCUCAGCUCCAAUUACAGGAAGAAUGAAGAGAAAGAAAGCGCCCAAAAGGCCUAAGAAGAACAUAAUUGAGAGAGAGAGAGAGACUUUUGUCUUAGCCAAAAAGAUGCAAUUAAACUAAUGAAUUGGAAGCUGAGUUAGUAGUAAUAUUUAUAUAAGAGAGAGACUCAACCUCAUCUCCCAUUUUUCCACACUUUCACACAGCACAAACAAAAAGCUCUCUUCACCACGAAUUUUCCAACACACUCGCCCCUCCGCGCGCGUGCUCUUCAACGACAUCAUCGUCUUCUUAGGACCUGUCUCAGAUUCUUUAUAGAGGAUUAGUGCUGCUAAUCAUUGAAUCAUUUCAAAAUUGAAAUGAUUUGAUAGGGAAUAUGAUUGGCAGCUUCAACCAGACUGAUUCAAUGGAGUGCUGUGAAGCUGGAAUAGAGAAAGUUGAUUCCCAGGAAUCUGGUCCUGUCUUGAAGAAGUCAAAGACCGAAACCUUGGCUUCUCAAGAUGUAGAUAAUUGUGAAAUGGCAGAAGGUGAGGACAGACUUAGCGACAUGCCGGAUUGUCUUAUCCAUCAUAUUUUGUCAUUCAUGGAAACAAAAGAUGCUAUUCAAACUUGUGUUUUAUCGAAGAGGUGGAGGUAUCUUUGGGCUUCAGUUCCCUGCCUGAACUUUACCAGCAAACCAUUCCUGCGGUUGGUUGAUUUCAAGAAGUUUGUGCUGUGGGUCCUAAACCAUCGUGAAGUUUCUCAUGUCAAAGUUCUUAUUUACUAUCGAUUUGGGGUGGAUUAUGCGACGGAUCAAAAUUUAUUGAAUAAGGUUAUUGAGUAUGCAACAUGUCAUGGGGUUGAAGAAAUCAAAAUCAAUCUACGGGCAAAAACAUCUGGCAGUCCUCCUGUUGAAAUUCCUUUGGCUCUAUUUACUUGCCCAUCUUUGAAAAAGCUUGAGUUAAAAGAUUGUCAUCCGACAAAUGUGUCAUCCCCUAUAGGUUGCAAAUCAUUGGACAUGUUGCAUCUGGAACAGUUUCCAAUGUAUCCUGUUACAUCUGACUUUUCAAAUCCAUUUGCAAGUUUGGCAGAACUUUUUGGUUUUACUACAUUGACAACUUUGCAUCUCAAUAGCUUCACUCUGUGUUAUACAGGAUUUGACUGUCUGGAUCCAUUUGCUAAUUGUGUCCAUUUGAAGACUUUGCACUUAAGUGAAAUGUCCUUUAAGUCAGAUUUGAACCCUAAAGAUUUUGUGAUAUCUGCCCCUAAACUCAGUAACUUGAAUCUAGUGUGCAACCGCUUCAAAUGCAAGAUUGUAGUUGCUGCACCACAGCUUUCCAAUUUUACUUACUUGUAUUCUACACCUUGUGCCUUCUUUGAGUUUUGUCUUCCUUCUUAUGAUGGCUUAAUCAUUGAUAUCCAUGAACCACACGAUCGAGUGGAAAAAUGUCGUCCAAGGAAAAUAGAGGAGACUUUACAUGGUUUGAUCAGUAUGUCACGGGGAUGUCAUAGUGCAGAAGCUGUUAAACUAUCCUUCUGUACAGUAAAGGUUACUUGUGGACAUGCAACCCUGUUAAAGCCAGAACGUUCGUCUUCUAGUAAAUUGAAGUCAUUGAACUUUGGAGUGGGAUCAACAUAUAAAAUCUUCAUCAACAACCUUGACCAUAUAACUGCCUACUUCCGCAAUUGUUCUCAGCAUGCAGACUUCGAGAUUAUGACUGUCUAAAAGGAUGAACUGCAGGUUUCAGUUCCAUCAGCUGUGAGAGACAAAGAGAGUGGCAAGGAGGUGCUUGAAGUGGUUGUUGGAAUGAGCUUUUAGAGACAGGUGGCUGUAAUAAGGCAAAAAAGUUAGGACCUUCUGAUAGGUAGUCUUCAUUUUGAGCAGAGUGAUGGUUCUUGUGAUGAUAAAGUAGCUGCAAGCUUGCCAGUAUUGAUUAUGGUGUUCUGGAGGAUGUUAUUAGCAAUAUAUAUUUUUUAAUUUAAAAAUGGACCACUGUAUAAUGUGUGUAUGUGAUUUUGUCAUAAGAGUAAUUUGGUCAUUUGAAUACAAUUUAUAACAUAUUUUGGUUGGUUAGCUGGUAUGCAUCAAACACUCUAGUAAGAGUUCAUCA
Molecule: messenger RNA, 2097 nt
Organism: Cajanus cajan (pigeon pea)
Lineage: Eukaryota; Viridiplantae; Streptophyta; Magnoliopsida; Fabales; Fabaceae
Product: putative F-box/FBD/LRR-repeat protein At1g78840
Molecular function (GO): protein binding
Source: RefSeq, a predicted model, not a curated record